AUGAAUCAGUUAAAUAAUGAUAAUUCAUCUAAUGAACCCAGUUUAACAAUGUUAACGGACUCUUCGGAUAGUCUCAACACUUCAUUUUCUGAUAAUCAAAAUAUGGUAAAAGUAAUUAAAAAUCAAAAAAAGAAACAGGUUACAAAUUGUAAUAUAAAACGUUUAUAUUACUGUCAACGUUGUAUUAAUCACAAUCAAAGAGUACUCAGAAAAGGUCAUAAAAAUUUUUGCAGUUAUGCUGAUUGUGAAUGUCCCAAAUGUUCAAUGGUUUCAAAAAGACGUUAUCUUAAUAGUAAGUUACAUCGAAAAUUAAUUGAUAAACAUCUAUUAACAAAUGAACCAACUAAAAAAAAUUUACCCAAAGAAAGAGUCCCAACAUGUGCACUUUGUGCUGUCCAUGGAUGUAAAAUAUUAUUACGUGGACAUAGAAAGAUUGAUUGUCCUUAUUAUGGAUGUAGAUGUGAAUUAUGUAUAAUAAUUGUUAAUAGAAGAGAUCUAAUGGCUAAACAAAUAAAACUUAGAAGAUUACAAUCAAAUCCUAAAAAAUUUGAAAAAGAAAUGAGAAAAUUAUUAUCUUUAAAUGAACUUAAAGAUGAUUCAUUGAAAAAAAAAGAUUUUUCUUUUGCAACUCUACCAAAAUAUGUUGAAUAUCAAAGUAAUUUAAAAGAACAAUCAGAAAAAAAUGAUAUAAAAAAUAUAGAUAAUAAAAAUAUGGAAAAUAAUUUUAUACAUGCACAAAAAAUUACUCCAUCAUUUUCAAAUAAUGAAAUAAAUUUAAAUACCAAUAUAAUAUCUGAUAAAUUAAUGGAUGAUAAUUUAAUUAAUUCAAGUAACCCUUCUUUAACAUCUUCAAAUGCUAUUUCACUUUCAAAUACUACUAUAAAAGAUUUAGAAAAAGCUCUUCAAAUACAAUUGAAAUCAACUAAUUCAACUAUAAAUAAUUCAUUACAUACUUUUCAACAAAACUCAUUACAAUCAUUAACUUUAAUGGAUAAUAUAAAAAAUGGAAUAAGAAAUAGUAUUACAAAUAAUAUUUCAUCAACUCAAAUACCUCCAAAUACAAUAAAUUUUUUACCAUUAUUAAAUAAAUUUCCGCAACAAAUAAUGUAUCCAAUGUUUGGUAAUAUGGUACAAAUAUUUCCACAACCGGGUAAUAUUCACGAUCAAAAUCUUCAAUCUAAUUUUAAUUUAAUUAACUAUCAAAAUAAUCUUUUUUCAAAUAAUAGUCAAUUGGAUAUAAGAAAUAUGUUGAUGCAACAUAAUUACAUUCCAUUUAACAUAUGGGAUUUAUAA
This is a messenger RNA of Strongyloides ratti, 1293 nucleotides long. RefSeq names its product Doublesex-and mab-3-related transcription factor 3. Gene Ontology annotation, cellular component: nucleus. The record is from RefSeq and is a predicted model, not a curated record. Lineage: Eukaryota; Metazoa; Nematoda; Chromadorea; Rhabditida; Strongyloididae. Gene Ontology annotation, molecular function: RNA polymerase II cis-regulatory region sequence-specific DNA binding; DNA-binding transcription factor activity, RNA polymerase II-specific. The coding region runs from base 1 to 1293 and encodes 430 amino acids. The transcript has 3 exons. Gene Ontology annotation, biological process: regulation of transcription by RNA polymerase II; sex differentiation.